Messenger RNA from Symbiodinium sp. CCMP2592, 612 nucleotides. Lineage: Eukaryota; Dinophyceae; Suessiales; Symbiodiniaceae. The record is from the annotation of a GenBank genome assembly.
AUGGGCGUGGACGACGGCAGCGAGGACCCCUUCAGCAGCGAAGCAGGUUUCGAAAGUGAAGGCAAUGUCCAGACGUCGCCCACCGAGAAGAGCACGUUGCGGCAGUCCACGCUGCGGCAAUCCACGAUGCGCUCAAACACGAAAGGUUCCCUUGCCAACCGGAGCUUCGCAUCGGAGAAGCGCAGCUAUGUUUCCGAAGCGUCCUUGUCGCAAAGCAGCCCAUCGUUGAAACGAUCUGCGACGUCCGGAGGUUUCGGAGGACCGAAAGACACGCUGUUCUUCGGAAAAGAGGUUGGGACCCUUCGAAUCCAGGACAUGAUUCUGGAUCGGGCAUACACCUUCCUGGACUAUGUCCGAGGGGGCCUCGAGUUGCGCAUGAUGUUGGGGAUCGACUUCACUCGCAGCAAUAUGGACAAGCAGAACCCGGAUUCGCUCCACAGCCUAGUGGAUAUGGACCUUCCCACUUCCUAUGAGACUGCGAUUAUCGCCCUUGGGAGCGUUUUGAGGAGCUAUGAUACCACGGAUGAGUAUGCCGUUUACGGCUUCGGGGCGAGGAUCCCGCCCAGUCACUCUGCAGGGAUGCCUAGCCAGGAUGAGAUCUCCGGUCUGUAA